This is a messenger RNA of Drosophila ananassae, 478 nucleotides long. RefSeq names its product salivary glue protein Sgs-3. The coding region runs from base 116 to 430 and encodes 104 amino acids. NCBI's taxonomy places the organism in Eukaryota, Metazoa, Arthropoda, Insecta, Diptera, Drosophilidae. The transcript has a single exon. The record is from RefSeq and is a predicted model, not a curated record.
CAACAAGCCGGAUUGUUGCCUCCAACUCGAAUCCCUAUAAAUAAGACGCUCGAUCGCUUCUGCACAACCAAUCAUAAACCUGAAAACAUUCAAGAAGCCAUACAAUUUAGACAACAUGACGCCGAAGAAUCUAGUUCUAGUCCUGGCUCUCUUCUGCUACCUGGGGGGCGCUUUGGCAGUCCUCUGUACGGACGAUCCUUCGACGGGUUGUGUAGAUUGCACAACAGAUGCCGAAAAUGAGGAGUGCACCACAACUACAACCACUACUACCACCACCACUACCACCACCACAACUACCGCGGCUCCCAACGCAUCCCCAACUACUGCCGCUCCCGCGACUAAAACUGGCGGCAAAAAGAAGAGGUUCACCAUUAAGAGGCUGCAGUUCACAGCCACCAGGAGGGUCAGGAAAGUCAACAAGACCGGCUAGGCCCAAAAGCGAAGAAAAUUGAAUCAAAUAUAUGUAUAUAUCCCCAAA